This is a messenger RNA of Carica papaya (papaya), 942 nucleotides long. Lineage: Eukaryota; Viridiplantae; Streptophyta; Magnoliopsida; Brassicales; Caricaceae. The record is from RefSeq and is a predicted model, not a curated record.
UUUGUGAGGAAGACGGAGAAGACAAUCGAUAUGCCUCUCGAUAGUGACGUCUUCCGUUUACCUCCGGGCCAUAAUGCUCCUGAACAGGUUCAUAUAACACAAGGAGACCAUGUGGGAAAAGCAGUGAUUGUAUCAUGGGUGACUCCGGAUGCACCAGGCUCAAACACAGUGCUCUAUUGGAAAGAAAAUAGCAAGACGGUAUUGAAAGCUGAAGGCAGAGUUAAUACUUACAAGUACUACAACUAUGCUUCUGGUUACAUUCACCAUUGCACCAUUAGAAAUUUGGAGUUCAACACAAAGUAUUACUAUGCUAUUGGAAGGAAAGACACUAGGCGCACAUUCUGGUUUGUCACUCCUCCUGAAGUUGGCCCUGAUGUCCCAUACACAUUUGGUCUGAUUGGGGAUCUUGGCCAGACUUUUGAUUCAAACAGGACGCUUACUCAUUACGAGCUAAACCCUCGUAAAGGGCAAGCUGUAUUGUUUGUCGGAGAUCUUUCUUAUGCAGAUAACUACCCAAACCAUGAUAACAAUAGAUGGGAUUCAUGGGGACGGUUUGUUGAGAGAAGUACUGCUUAUCAGCCAUGGAUAUGGACUGCAGGCAAUCAUGAACUUGACUUUGCCCCAGAAAUUGGUGAAAACAAGCCAUUUAAGCCAUUUACUCAUCGUUAUCGUACACCUUAUCGGGCAUCAGAAAGUACUUCUCCUCUUUGGUACUCAAUAAAGAGAGCUUCAGCAUAUAUCAUAGUCUUAUCUUCAUAUUCAGCAUAUGGUAAAUACACUCCUCAAUACCAAUGGCUUGAAGCAGAGUUCCCAAAAGUCAACAGGACUGAGACUCCUUGGUUGAUUGUUUUGUUGCAUUCUCCAUGGUAUAACAGCUAUAACUAUCAUUUCAUGGAAGGAGAAACCAUGAGAGUAAUGUAUGAGCAAUGGUUUGUGGAGAAC